Molecule: messenger RNA, 2113 nt
Organism: Aplysia californica (California sea hare)
Lineage: Eukaryota; Metazoa; Mollusca; Gastropoda; Aplysiida; Aplysiidae
Product: galectin-4
Molecular function (GO): carbohydrate binding
Source: RefSeq, a predicted model, not a curated record
AGCGAAGGCUGUCUGCCUGCAGGGAAAGGCUUAUAGUGCGCGCUGCCGUCGUAAAAAGGUAGAUCUCUUGCCAAAAUUUCGCCGGGAUUUCUCGAAGCGACUGAGACUGAGAGUAUAACGGAUAGCAAUAUGUCGGAGGAAGAGCAGGUAGUAGCUGCCGGAGAGGUGUUCGUCAACAACAGCUUCUUCUGUGACUUCAACCACCGGGUGCCCAAAGAAAUGGUGCGCUAUGUCUUUGUCACAGGAGACACCAGCCUCUCCAGGGUCUCCUUCGCUGACCAGUAUGCCCCAGUGAUCAACAACCCGCCAGUGCCCUUCACCACGGCCAUCCCCGGCGGUAUGUACCCUGGACGUAUGAUCUUCAUCAGCGGAGUCCCCAACUUUGGAGCAGACAGGUUCAGCGUGAACCUGGUGUGUGGCGGGGACUUUGACGCCUGUGACGUGGCGCUGCACAUGGACAACCGCCUCGCCUACGGAAACGGAAACACCGUGGUGCGCACGCACAAACAGGGAGGCAACUGGGGCGCCGAGGAGAGCUUCCAGAAUUUCUUCCCGUUCAGCCCCAACGCCCAGUUUGAGAUCAUGAUCCUCGCUGAGCCCUCAGGAUACAAGAUCGCCGUCAACAACCAACACUUCUGUGAGUUCGCUCACCGCAUCCAGCCCGUCCAGCGAGCUGACCACGUACACGUCAGAGGUGACGUCAGACUCACCCAGGUCCGCUUCCAGUGAACUCAACACGUCUGCCAGACAACCUAGAUCACCCAACUCAAGAGCAACAACUCUGAAUGAACAAACCGCAUCUUUUUUUUAUAUUAUUGUAAUAAUAUUUAUUAUGACAUGAAUCUAGGAGAGUGUUAUAGCUCUCUCUCUCUCGCGCUGCUCUGCAAAAAACCUGUUGCUACAAUACUAUAAUGAAAAUAUUUAUGAUCAUUUUCUGGAGAUGAAGAAAAAAUGUCACCGACCACCUCAUCGGGAGCUAAGGAGCUAAUAGUUAUGUUAAUUUAUUCUGAGACUUUCUACUGGUUUGGGUUGUAUGAUAGUACAAUGAGAAUGAGCUUAACUUACGCUCCAUGUAAACUGAGCUCAGACCACGAAAAAAAUGUGGGAAAUCAGUUUACACCUGGAUAGCAUAAUAGUUAAUACGUCAUUUCAUUCCACUGAUCAUUAACUCUGUAUGUGCCACAAGUUAUCAGCACUUCAUCAAAUAGUGUAGAAAAAGGCUCUGAUGCAUCGGUGCUUGGUACAGAAAUAUUUUAUAUAAUUUAAUAUCAAUACAGCCCCUGCUAUUUCAGCCAUUUUCAAUUUCUGAAACUGUUCGUACAAAUGGUUCCUGUCUUCCAUCCUUUGGGUACGGAUGUCUUGCUUAAAGCUUUAAAGUGCCAUGUAAUAAUAAUACUCCUGACUAGCUCUGCUUUCCCACUGCGCGUUACAAAAUGUCUGUGUAUCUGCCAAGGUCAAAGUUCAACAAUCUAUGGUGCUUAAUCCCACUACUUCUAAUCAUUUGCUUGGCAUGGUGGGCUUUUUUUGGGUUACUUUUGACUCGUUUAUGAAGCAUUACUGUCGGUCAUUCAGAUGUCAAUAAAAAUGUUCUACACUUUUCCUUUGUGUUUUGAUAUUCACGUACAUGUAAGUGUAUCUAUCUCAACAACUUAAUGUAGUAGUGGUAUCGGUAGUGCUUACGAAAUAUGCUACGGUGAUGAGAUGUUUUCAUAUUAAUUUCUUUGGAUUUGACAUCGAUGACCACAGAGUAACGUCUAUCAGAGGAAGAGAUAAUUACCUAACUAAAAUGGAGAGUUGUUAUGUAAGCUGUAGCAAACUUGUUUGAAUACGUCGUCAAAAGAAUUAUUAGAAUUUCGCAAUUUGUACAAGGUAUGCCAUAACACAAAAAAAGGCAAACUAUUGUAGUAAACAGAUUUCUGAAAGUCAGUGAAAGCAUAGAUACAGAUAAAAAGGCAUGCGAACAUACAAUCAGUUUUGAGGAGACAAAAGAAAGAAAUAUGACCAACACUGCUCCGGGAACAAAUAUCCUUGCUACGAGUUUCAAUCUCGUCUGUGAUGUGCUCAAUUUAGAAUCUGACCAAAACGGAAACUGAAUAAAGUUUUCUGAGCCUCA